AUGAUGGACCCGGUGCACGUGCGGCACAUUGUGGAUGCAAGUGCCCAAAACGUGCUUCCCCUCCGCCCCAUGAUGGGCUCCUACGUAUGGCUGGUGACGUUCGAGGCGCAGGCAACGAACGACAUCCACGUCAGCUUCAACAAGGACACCUCCCGCGUUGAGGGCCGAGACGGCCUCGCCGACCAGUCGCCCAACUACGAAGUCACUGCGGUGAGGAAGCGGGGCCAGCAGCAGGCAGCCGCGCGCAAGGAGGAGAACCCCAACGCCGUCAUCACGUCGCCGCACUUCACCCAGUACUGGUUCCUUCUUGACAACGGCUUGCUGGUCGUUGGAAAAGGAGAGCCCGGCACCCAUGAAAUCAUCAGAUGGAAGGACGAUCACCACGACUUUCAGGACCUGCGCUACGUGGGCUUUUCCUCGUGGGACAAGCCCAUCCAAUAUCGACACAUUGCAGUGACGGGCACCAUACCGGUGUCGUGCCUCUCGCUAUCGCGGCUCUCGGCCCACUCCACAUUCAGGCAGGGCGAGAGUUCGCUCUUCCUCAGCGACCUCUUUGCCGACGUCCACUUCCACGUCGGCUCCGCGGUCUUCCCCGCCCACUGCUGGCCACGAACAACUCCGUUCAUUGUGACCCUCGCGGAAGAGGAAACGAGGGCGGACGAGUUUCGGGAGCUGCUGCGCUUCAUCUACACUGGCGAGGUGAAGCUCCGCACAACGGAUCGCGAGUCGUUCGACGGCCUGCUGGCCCUGGCGCAGCGCUGGUCGCCUCAGCUGGCGGCCCACCUCACCGCCGCCACUGCAGGUGGUUUGGUCGCGCUUCCCUGGUUCGGGGAGCUGGUGGGCAGCGAGCGAUGGCACGACGUGGUGCUUACCUUCCCCGGCGACUCUUCUUCAUCUUCUGCUUCUUCUUCCGCUUCCUCGUCGUCCUCAGCUGCGCCCCCGCCGCCCACCGGCCGGCUGCCGGCCCACCGCGCAAUCCUCGCCACCGCCAGUGAGCCGCUGUGGGCGCUGUUGGGCGGCGCGCACGGCUGGCGUGAGCGGACUGAGGGCGAGGUGGCCCUGCACGACGUCGACGAGGCGGCGUUCCGGAUCCUCAUGGAGUGCGUGUACAAGCGCACGUGCCGGCGAUUCACCUCCCUCGUCGAGGAGGUCCUGCCGCUCCUCCUCGCCGCCGACCGCUUCGACCUCCUCAACACGCCCAAGCUCUACCCGCCACCGGCCGCCGAUUCCACCAGCGACGUGGCAAGUCCUGGUGAGCCGGUGCCUCUGGCGGACCACUGCCUGGCCUACGCGAUGGCCCACUUCGACCUGUCGACGUGCUGCCCCACAUUCCACAUCGCCGACGUGCUCGCCCUCCCGGCCCUCCGCCUGGCCGCCCAACACUUCAUCCAGGACAACUUCGACCGCACCAAGAAAUUCCUGAGUCUGGAGAGUCAUCUGCUGCUGGAGCUGGUGGUGAAGGACGCCCUGGUGGUGUCCGACGAGGAGCACGUGUGGGAGGCUGUCCUGCGGUGGGCCGCGCACAAUCCCGACGCCGAGAGCGCGCUCGCCCAGAUCCUCACCUACAUCCGCUACCCGCUCAUCAGCCCCAGCUACGUGGCGGAACACAUCCUGCCGCAUCCCUACGCCAAACUUCCGGGCGUGGAGGAGGCCGUGAAGCUGAACUCCAAUCCUCUCAAGCUCUCCGGGGGAUCGGCAGCGGUGCAGGCCGGCAAGGUGGUGCUGCGCCAGUCUCUGGCCGACAUCCUCAACCGGCCCCGCACGCCCCGCUCCCUCCAGGGCUGGAAGGAGCUCCCCUACUCCGGCACACCCGGCGACGCUUCGGGCCUUUUCCAUUGGCUGGGAACGAGCGGCGGGGCGGGCGGAGGGGCGAAGGAGCGCGGGUGGGUGAACCCGUGCCGGGCGGGUUUGGUGAAGGUGGUCUGCUCGGCCCCGCCCUCGCGCUACUCCAACCCGGAAGCAGUCGUCGACCGCGCCUUCCACACCACGUGGUACACCUCCGGCCGGCCACACCCCUGGCUCAUCGUCCAACUCCUCAAGGAGAAGGCGUUCGUGAUGAAGGGUUACGCGAUCAGGCAGGACGGGUCGACGGUGUUCCUGCGCUCGUGGAGCAUGCAGGGCUCGAACGACGGGCAGUCGUGGGUCGAUCUGUCGACGCACGUCAACGACUGCGGGCUGGCGUCGCCCUCGCGGUGGGUCUUCUGGCCGGUGAGCUCGGUCGUUCCCUACGCCCAGUUCCGCCUCAUCAUGACCGGACCCUCCGCCUCCCCCGUCUCGCCCAACACCCUCGCCCUCUCCAACAUCGAGUUCUACGGCUUUUUCAACUGA
Messenger RNA from Acanthamoeba castellanii str. Neff, 2328 nucleotides. RefSeq names its product BTB/POZ domain containing protein. NCBI's taxonomy places the organism in Eukaryota, Discosea, Longamoebia, Acanthamoebidae. Gene Ontology annotation, molecular function: protein binding. The record is from RefSeq and is a predicted model, not a curated record. The transcript is spliced from 16 exons. The coding region runs from base 1 to 2328 and encodes 775 amino acids.